This is a messenger RNA of Chondrus crispus (carragheen), 1818 nucleotides long. RefSeq lists its product as hypothetical. The transcript has a single exon. Lineage: Eukaryota; Rhodophyta; Florideophyceae; Gigartinales; Gigartinaceae. The record is from RefSeq and is a predicted model, not a curated record. Bases 1 to 1818 code for a protein of 605 amino acids.
AUGGCGACCGCCAUUGUGCGUUUCUUUGUUCGACAUGCGAUAGACUUUCGAGCUGCGGAAUCGAAAUUGUUUGCAGAUCUGCUAGAAAGCGCGGCCAUUUCACAGGGCACGAACGAAAGGAUCGAUCAAGGCUUUGCGGAUUCGAAGAAAUUGCAGCAUUGUUCAGGCGUCCCCGAAAGGUACACAAUACCACACGGGAAUGCUCUUCAAGCAUUCUGGGAGCAUAGCCCUGCUGCACAGUUCGUGGAUACAGAUCUAUCCAAUAUUGGGGAAUUUCCGUCAUCUAGGUAUCUCAUAAUUUAUUUUCCAGACUACGCAAAUGCUCAGCCAUCUCGCCACGCACUUCGACGACAGCCCACCGAAGACGAAGGGAAUUCGGGUGAGGCAUCGAUGAUUGCGUCAACGUUUCUUUGGACAUCUGGUGCAAAAUUAUACUACAUUGGCUCGCGGAAUUGCUCUCACGAUUUUAAAUCAUGCAUUGCAGAGCUAGUGUUGCAGUCGAAAGAAACGUGCAAACUUGGGAAAGCUGCUCUAGACCAAGUUUUUAUUGGAAGGCCAUUUGAAACUAGUGAACAGUCCGCUGACGUAACCAAGAAUGAUCCAGUGAAUACCUGGAUAUCAGAUGUGCCGCGCGAAGUAGAUAUUUUGGCCCAACAGCUUCUCACUCAAGUACCAGUACUAUCAAGAUGCGUCAGAAGGAACACUUUGUUGGCCUCCUUUUUUAGAGAAACAUAUAGCAGUAGGGCCGCUGUGAUGUUGUUUGGCAGAAACUUGGCAGAGAAAGAGCAAUGUGCGAGAUACAAAGCUCACAUAGCACUCCCACUGCAGCUCACGCGGUGCUGUGAUGCGGUUGAAAAUGCUCAGCAAACAUUCAAGAUCCUGUCACAUGCACAGUCAAGUCACAAAGAUCGUCAACGGUUCCAGGAGACGUCAAGUUUUUUGCAUACCAUUAACGAGGAAAGUGCUGGCAACGUGCAGCUUUGUCAGGAGAUCACGCGUCUUGUUCUAUCCCAGCCUUACCUGAAUGAGCUUGAGAUUUUUAUCGCUGUGAUGAAACCUUUGGCGAAGUUGAUCGAGAAGUAUACAUGUGUUGAUGACUCACUCUCUGCGAGUGAUAUGGGCUCCUCAGCCCCUCUUGCUUCGGGAGGACGUUCGCUGGCUCAUGUUCUUCCUGACUGUUUUAGUACCCUGCGAGAUAUUUACAAAGAACAAAGGCCAGAGUUAGAGAACGAUCUCCGCCUGCUGCGCGCAAUGUCUGCUCGUCGCCUCAUGGGCCAAGGUGGGGACGAGUAUCCGCCAAUUGUUGGAGACAUAUGCUACCUCGCUACAUUUCUAAACCCUACCUCCAACUUGGCUGCAAUGAAAGGUAUCACAGUCGACGAGUCGUGGCGUCGGGCGGUCUCAUUUUUGCAUUUCCAAUACGGCUCCCGUUCUGACGUGGUCUUGGAUAGGGCCAUUGAACAGCUUCAAGACUUUCACCAGCGAUCUGGAGCUUUCGCAGAGCCAGGGAUCUUCAUAGCCCCAGAUGAGACUGAACAAGAAGAUCCACGAAUUUGGUGGCAGAAGCAUGGUAGGCUGGCACCGGAUCUCUUCACCAUUGCGUUAAAAGUACUAGACGCACCAACAGCCGCGUUUCCUAUUGUGAAACUUGCAUCGGAGAUGAACGGCCGACAUUCUGAUUUAUACAGCACGGAAAAGGACGAGUUGAUGGAGAAGAAGAGAUUUUUGCUGUGGAAUUUAAGGCUAUCUGAACGUGCUGACACGUCAAAAAAUGUCGAUUCCUUUCUAGGACCCCCCCAUUCGAAAGGAGAAUCAUAG